Messenger RNA from Erigeron canadensis, 1561 nucleotides. RefSeq lists its product as uncharacterized. The transcript has 9 exons. Lineage: Eukaryota; Viridiplantae; Streptophyta; Magnoliopsida; Asterales; Asteraceae. Bases 153 to 1475 code for a protein of 440 amino acids. The record is from RefSeq and is a predicted model, not a curated record.
UAUUUUCAUGACUUCAUCAUAUCUUCAUCUUUUAACUCCAUUGAUGCCCAUUUUUCAGCUCAAUAUCACAACUGAAUUUUGAUACAUAUAUCUUAUCUUUCUUGCUAUAUAUAAGUUGAGUGCUUUUCAACUGUACUCUUGAUCAAUAAAGAAUGUUGCUUGCAUCACUUCCUAGUUUCAGUCAUCAACUUCAGAUGACUACUUCUCCAAUGUAUGGGCCCACCCUCAGGUAUGGUGAUGAUCACAAACUCAAUAAGAUGGCCACUUUGCUGGUCCAAAACAAGAAGAAAUCGAGCUUUUCGCCUAUGACAACCACUGCCAACGUCAAAACUCAUGAUUUUUCUCCUCCCAAAUCCUACCAGGAGGUUCGCAUUGCCGCAAGAGAGAAAUUCACACAAGAGAUAUCUUUCCGGUCAAAAGACAAAGAUAUAUCCCUUGCUAAGACUUUGCUGUAUAUAUCUGCUGAAGAUGAAGCAUUUAUGGCUUUUAACCGUGAGAUGGAUGCCCUUUCUUUCCAAAACGAAAGGGAAGAUACAAAUGUGUCAUCUAAUACCCAAAAAUGGGACUGCAUUGAAGCUAUGCCUGUGGCAGGAAAGACAAUCGACGAAUGGUUACUGGAAUUGGACCUCAUAGCAAAAGAAGUUGAAGCUGAGCUAAUAUCAAGAGACAUAGGAUGCCACUUGGUUGAAGUUUUGGAGGCCGUGAACCAAGUUCUCUUUGAAUCUAAAGGCUUUGGAAGAUCACCCGUUGUGGAUUCAAAAUGUUCCUACUUGCAUUCCGUAUUAAGCUCCAAAUGUGGCAGUGCAAUUUUACUCAGCAUAAUAUAUAUCGAGAUUUGUCAAAGACUAAAUUUGACUAUAGUUGGAUCUCGGGUCGGUGAAGACUUUUUGAUUUGGCCCAAAACCGGGAACCCAGAGGAGCUUUUCAAGGUCAACUCGGGAAACAGCUUAUUUGGGAUUGUAAAUGGACGGUGUGUCGAUGACCCAAGAUCAAUGGCCUCUGACUUAACCUGCAAUUCACUUAUUGGUCUUGACAUUGCUACAAACCGGGAUAUUAUUGGGAUUUAUCUUGCUAACUUGAUUAGGCUAUAUUGGAAACGUGCAUCGAGAAUGAACCAUGGAUUGAUGUUGACUUCUCCUCUUAGACCUGUUCAUGAUGAUACUGAGAAAUGGGGCAAGAUUGAUGGUUCUAGUAUGCCAUUGUUGCCCCCGCAAGAUCUUAGGCUGGCUAUCAUGGCUUCAGAAAAACUGUUGAUCUUGCAGCCACAUAAUUGGGCUUUAAGGAGGGAUCAUGGCAUGAUGUUGUACUAUAGUAGGGAUUAUGGGAAGGCGGUUCAAGAACUAAGCAUUUGCAUGGCAUUUGCACCCGAAGAAGAGGCUGAAGUAUUGGAACCAUUUGUGGAGAAAUUGCAUUUGUUACAACUCGAGUCCUCAUGGAAAUCUCGUGGACACAAAGGACGCUUGACAGUUCCAUAAAUCCAUGUUCAUGUCUUUCCUAAUUCUUCCGAUCUAAUUUUGUCAGAUGCUUAGCUUGAAUGGUAUCUGCUUCUUGAGCCUUUCAA